UAAGCCGCAACGUUUCGUCACCCAGAGAUGGCGGGCCACAGCAUUGUUGAAUAUUUUGGGGGUGAUUCUGGUCAUCGUUGUGGCUAUUGUGGAAGCUCUAAUACCAACUACUCACAUGGUAUGUGGGCCCACACGAUGACUAGUUUGGAUUACCAAGAUCUCAUCGACAGGGGAUGGAGAAGGAGUGGACAAUAUGUGUACAAGCCAACCAUGAAAAAAAUGUGUUGUCCAUCUUAUACCAUAAAAUGUGAUGCAUUGUCAUUCAACCCAAGCAAAUCACAGAAAAAAGUUCUUAAGAAGAUGACCAAGUUCCUUACAGUUCCCAAACCUGAGUCAAGUUCCAAGGCUGAAGGCAAAGAUGCAGCUGGGUACCCUUCUGGAGGAUUGGAUGAUACUCAUGAAGCAGCUUUUGUGGAACCUCUACCUGGAAUUAAGCCAUCUGAAUCAGUCAAGGCUAGGGAUAUUAGCUAUGAUGAAUUAAGAAAGAAAAAUUUAAGUGGAGUUAAGGAUUGGAAGACUACAAAGGGAACAGUGGAUUUACAGGCAUCAGCAUCUACAGGUCAAACAGCAUUUGAAUCAACAAAGAAAACCAAGCCAGUUAAAGGCAAGACGCCAGCACCUGGUCAAGGACAUGAUCCAAGCAAGCCUCCUUGUCGCAAAGCUAAAAUCCUUCGUCAAGAAAGGAAAAUGAAGAAACUUGCAUUGUUGAAAGAGGAACAGAAAACUGAUUCAGAAUCUCCAUCCAGUUCUCAAAAUACCAGAGUCUCUGUUACUAAAUCAUUAGAAGACUUAAUGAUUGACAGAUUGCCCAGUCAAUCACCAGUUCACAAUCUCCAGGUCAAAUUGGUGAGAGUGAAUUUGCAGUGUGAUGAAUUUAGAACAACAUACCAACAGACUUGUGCUCUCUUUGCAAAAUAUCAAAUAGCCAUCCACAAGGACCGCCCUGGUGAAUGUGGUGAAUCGCAGUUCAAAAGAUUCUUGGUUGACUCUCCUCUCGAGCACACAAGAGGACCAGGAGCCCCACCGAUGGGCUUUGGAUCGUUUCAUCAACAAUAUUUUCUCGACGAUAAACUGAUAGCGGUUGGAGUGCUGGAUAUUCUUCCUCGCUGCGUUUCAUCCGUGUAUCUCUUUUACGAUCCUGAUUAUUCACAUUUAUCUCUGGGAGUAUAUUCCGCUCUGAGGGAAAUUCACUUUACUCGCCACCUCCAGAAAAUCGUCCCAACCAUUCAGAACUACUACAUGGGUUUCUACAUACACUCGUGUCCAAAAAUGAGAUACAAGGGAAACUACUCACCAUCCUAUCUGGCCUGUCCAGAGACGUUCAAUUGGAUUCCCAUUAAACAGUGUCUUCCUAAGCUCGAUCACAGUAAUUAUUCUCGGCUCGACGACUCAGACGAAGAACCUCCCAAAGCAACUGCGGAAGACGCGCGUGUUCUUUUUGAUCGGACAGCCAUGCCAUACCAGAUGUAUGUAGCUCUUAGAAGUCCGAAUGAUCGCGAGGAGGUUCAGGAGUACGCGGAAUUCGUCGGACCUGAGGUUUUGUCCAGGAUGCUGCUCUUUAGAUCCGGUUAAAAUGUGCUUAGGUUCUAGACGUGGUUGUCACGGGUUGCUUUUGCCGCCAUAUUUUGGAUACGAUUGUUCAGAGAAUGGUGCGUCAAGGCGAGAGCCUCUAAGGAUUCCUUUAAGGAAGCCUCCAAUUUUAAUUCAAGAAAAGAUGUUGCGAACUAAAUACAGCCAAGCAAAAGGGAAAGUCGCUCUAUAAACGACAAUAGCUGAUUUGGGGUGUUACGCAUUAGCCUUGCCUUGGUUUGCUUUAUAAGACCAGAGAGGAGAGUACCUUCUGUCUUAGUAGAACGAUUUGCCUUGUUUAACUGAUGAGAAGUUUAUGUCUGGUUUUUGUUUAGUGUAUGAGGUAACUGUCGAACAUGGUUUUUACUCUGGUUUUAGGAGAAACAUGUACACGUGGUAUAGUUUAAAAGUCCAGAACUAUUUUCCUGACUUUUAUUUUAAACUGCGCAAAGUAAGACCCACUUCAUAGACGAAGGUGUCAAGUGGUGGGUGGUUUGCGAAUGACUUGACUUCCAGCGGGACAAGUAACAUUUUUAAACUUUAAUCUGGCGCAGGGCUCUCCCGAGAAUUUGAAGUAGCGUGGAGAAAAAUUUCGGGGUUCGGGGUGCGGGUAGGGUAGUAACGGGGCUUACAUGUGGGGAUAGAAAGAUUUGUUAAAGAGCGAAUUCAUUGCUUUUGCAGACUGGCUACUUUGCCCUGAAAAUACAGAUACGAUCAUAAUAAUAAAGGUCUUUAUUAAGAAUUAUUGUGCAAACAGACGUGCUACAAUUAACAUGAAUAACAUGAAUGA
This is a messenger RNA of Stylophora pistillata, 2359 nucleotides long. Its product is annotated as arginyl-tRNA--protein transferase 1. Gene Ontology annotation, cellular component: cytoplasm. The record is from RefSeq and is a predicted model, not a curated record. NCBI's taxonomy places the organism in Eukaryota, Metazoa, Cnidaria, Anthozoa, Scleractinia, Pocilloporidae. Gene Ontology annotation, biological process: protein arginylation. Gene Ontology annotation, molecular function: arginyl-tRNA--protein transferase activity.